Molecule: messenger RNA, 2064 nt
Organism: Durotheca rogersii
Lineage: Eukaryota; Fungi; Ascomycota; Sordariomycetes; Xylariales; Xylariaceae
Product: zf-C2HC5-domain-containing protein
Exons: 1
Coding region: 292-1857 (521 amino acids)
Biological process (GO): regulation of DNA-templated transcription
Cellular component (GO): nucleus
Molecular function (GO): zinc ion binding
Source: RefSeq, a predicted model, not a curated record
AUGGAUGGGAGGCCGACCUACUAUGUAUGGCCUUAGGUAAGCCGGCCCUUGACAUACCUAGGUGGUAUGUGCGUGCAGUGGGCGGGCCGUCUCUGCGCCGCCUUCGGCUGACAACAGGUGCAACGAUCUCGGUUUAUUGAGGAAUUGCCCACCUAGGUAGGUAUGACAUCCAGUCUAGGCCCGCCUACGUGCCAUACACAACACAACAUAAGCACCACCACCAGAGAGAGCUUCGCGCAUCUGAUAGAUAAAAUUUUACACGCCUGUCGCUCGUAGCUACGUCGAGCGGCCAUGUCGUUGUCCCAGCUCCAUACGCUAUUACCUUUACCUGACGCCGAGUUGAAGCAAGUCUGGGACUAUGCAGCCACGUUGUCCAAGUCAGAGGCUGCCGAGCACUUUCGCAACCUGCUCGGCGACUCGCCUCAGGCCAUCGACUUCAUAGCCUCGUUUAAUUCUAGGAGGAAAGACCCAAAGGCUCAGCCAGAAGCGUCGGGAACGCCCUGGUCGAACACCGGACCAGCACCCAAACCGAUGAAAGGAUCGAAGAAGGCGAGACCCCAACUCCAUACGCCGGCCCCACGCCAAGUCACCAACUCUGGCCCUGCACCCGGUGCAGCAUACAACAAAGAUGUCGCGGCCGAUUACAUCGCUCGCCGUCCCAGCCCUGUCGCGACGUCGAGCGCAUCUGGGACUGCUGGAGGUAGAUCAACGCCCCAGAAAUCGGCGACGCCUCCGCCGGCGAAACUCCCUCCUUCCGCUGCAGGCCAUCUGAUAUCAGAUAUCCGCGCGCAGAAGCCAAAGUCCACACCAACCUCGCGCUCUUCGACUCCGACUCCCAAAGCUAAGGCCUACGUCGCCGGUGGCACUGCCAUGCGCGGGGCGUCUACGGCGCUGUCAGACCUAGACGACGCCAUUCGCGUCCUCGAGACGACCAUGUACAGUGCUCAAGCGACGGACGACGCCGCCAGGCGAUGCAACUGCGUUGGUGCGAGACACCCUCUCCUCGCUGCCGCGCCCAAUUGCCUACACUGCGGCAAGGUGAUAUGCGUGAAGGAGGGACUCGGCCCCUGUACUUUCUGCGGAACUCCCCUUCUGAGCUCGUCAGAAAGGGAGCUAAUGAUUCGCGAGCUUCGCGCCGAGCGGGGAUUAGAGAAGUCGGCAGCCGACCGCGAGGCUAACAAGCGGGCGGAGGUAUCGAAGACGCCUGCCCCUUUCUCGAAGCCCCGAGAAGUCACGGGUAGCCCCAGCGAGGCGCAGGCCAAGGCUCUGCAGCACAGAGACCGUCUCUUGGGCUUCCAGGCUCAGAAUGCGCAGCGAACAACGGUUAGGGACGAAGCGACCGACUUCGACGCCAGCGGCGCGAUGACCGGGUUGGGGGGCAAUAUGUGGGCCACCCCUCAAGAGAGGGCUCGCGAAUUAAAACGCCAGCAGAAGAUCUUGAGGGAGAUGGAAUGGAACGCUCGGCCGGACUACGAGAAGCGGCGACAAGUGGUCAGCAUCGAUCUUGUUGGCGGCAAGGUCGUCAGGAAGAUGGCGGCUGUCGAGCGGCCGAAAAGCCCCGACGACAGCGACCAGCAGGCCAGCGCGGCCCUGGCAGAGACCAGGGUCGGUCACGGGGACGGCGGGGGCGGGGCAUUCAGCAAGAACCCCUUGCUUGGUGCGCUGAUCAAGCCGGUGUUUGACGCGAAGGGCAAAGGGGCGCAAUUGGAUGGCCGCAAGGCCGGAACGACGCGUUGGAGGCGAGCGCAGGACGAUCUUGACGACAACGAAGCCGUCAUCCUCGACGGCGGCGCCUACGGUGGGAGGCUAAGCCAGGGGACUGCCGACGCCGCGGCCGACGAGCCUGUCUGCGGAUGAGGGGACUUGAACGGAUGCGAAGCACUUCACACGCUCGGACUCCCCAGACAGAAGAAAGAAGGCUCUAUCCAACCUGCGUAGUACUACGGAUCGCGAACCUCCCUCUCGACAUACCCCACGCACGUGUCAUCUCUGGAUAGACGUCGAAUGCAAGACGCUACGCGAUCGGGCAUAUACUCGUCGCAAACGCACACACAGUUGUUGAUA